Messenger RNA from Cuscuta europaea, 636 nucleotides. The record is from the annotation of a GenBank genome assembly. NCBI's taxonomy places the organism in Eukaryota, Viridiplantae, Streptophyta, Magnoliopsida, Solanales, Convolvulaceae.
ACUCUAACUUAGGAGAAGCUGGGAGUGAGCGCAGACCGUCUGGGAAGAUUAUCUUCAUAGCGGCCACUUCUCUUUUCCAGCGAGGAUGAAGUUCAACAUUGCAAAUCCGACUACGGGUUGCCAGAAGAAGCUAGAGAUUGACGAUGAACAGAAACUUCGUGCCUUUUAUGACAAGAGAAUCUCUCAAGAAGUCAGUGGUGAUGCUUUAGGAGAGGAGUUUAAGGGAUAUGUAUUCAAGAUCAUGGCUGGAUGUGACAAACAAGGAUUUCCCAUGAAGCAAGGAGUCUUGACUCCAAACCGUGUUCGCCUUUUACUGUCUAGAGGCACUCCUUGUUUCCGGGGUUAUGGAAGGCGUGAUGGUGAGAGGAGAAGAAAGCCAGUACGUGGGUGCAUUGUCAGUCCUUACCUCUCAGUUCUGAAUUUGGUCAUUGUGAAGAAAGGUGAAAAUGACCUUCCUGGACUAACUGAUGUUGAGAAGCCAAGGAUGAGGGGUCCUAAAAGAGCUUCAAAGAUUAGGAAGCUCUUCAACCUGUCCAAGGAAGAUGAUGUCAGGAAGUAUGUCAACACAUACCGCAGGACAUUUACCAAUAAAAAGGGGAAGGAGGUUAGCAAGGCUCCUAAAAUACAGAGGUUACC